Parasteatoda tepidariorum (common house spider) is the source of this 3983-nucleotide messenger RNA. Its product is annotated as sodium-dependent proline transporter. The record is from RefSeq and is a predicted model, not a curated record. Gene Ontology annotation, biological process: nitrogen compound transport; amino acid transport; sodium ion transmembrane transport. Gene Ontology annotation, molecular function: glycine:sodium symporter activity. Gene Ontology annotation, cellular component: plasma membrane. Lineage: Eukaryota; Metazoa; Arthropoda; Arachnida; Araneae; Theridiidae.
UUUUUAAAAACUCACGUGUUAAAUCUAAUAAAUAGUUUCAUCUUAGCUUAUGUUGUUGCGGUUUAGUAUUUAUUUACUUAUAACUGCAAAAAGGUGUUGAGUAAUAAAAAUUCCUCUUUUAAAAUAAGAAACUUUAAAAAUAGACACUAUUUCAUUCAGUGAAGAAAAUGCAUCCAAAAUUCUUUAUUUUAAGAAAUGAUUCACUAGAUGAAAGAACUCAAGGAUUAAUGACCCAGUCACUCAGAGAAAUUUUUGGAUAAAAAACUGCUUUAUGCGCCAAAAAGAUGAUUAUGUCGCCAAAAGAAUUGAUUCCUGCACAUUGAUGUGGCGGUCCCUUGAAUUUGCUCUUGCGCUUCCUGCCGGCUUAUGGUUGAUAUUUACGAACGUACGUUAAGCGCGUGUCUAUUUAUUUACUACGUCAUUGUUAUCUUGCAAGCAUCGGAAAAGAUUGAUCUAUUCUGACCUUUAAAGUAUUUAAAAUUUAUAACUUUAAGGAGAUAGACAGCAUUGGUGACUAUGUGAUUGCCAAUCCUAUGAUUGUUUACAUUUAAGGAGUACAUGAGUUACCCUUUUAAAUAGCUUAUGCUUAUAAAUAUUAUUUACUUAUAUUGAAAAAGAGAAAAGGAUGUGUUUCUUCUUUAUCAGAUAUGAUUGUUAAAAGGACUUAAAUAUUAUUUAGGAAGAAAAAGUUUCCUCUUCAAAAGUAGUGUAUGUGUGAUUUGUGUUGGAAAUCAGAAAAUUAUUGGGUGAUGACAUUACCUUAAUAAUUAAUAAUAGUUUUUAUUAAAAAAACAGACUGCUACUGUCUUAUAAUUGCAAAUCAGCAUAAAAUCUCUCUUUAGAAAGAGUUUCAAAGUAAAAUUAUAUAAAGGUUCAUCGAAAUUUUUUUAAAAAAUGAUAUAAGUAUAACUUAAUUUUUUAUUGAAAUAUCGCUGUUUAUUUAUAAGUUUAAUUUUAAAAUAGAGAAGACGCACCCUAACAGCUGGAAUGAUGUUGCACUUUCAAGUCAUUAAAUUUCAGUUCGUAAAAACAAAUUCAUUUCAGUGUUUUUCUUUAGUAAUCCAGAUGAGAUAAAAACUGAGUUAUUUUCUUUAAAAAGAAAAUCACUCGUAGACUCUGCAUAAAGAAAAUAAAUGGAAAACAUACUUUUUCCUCGGAGCCAAUCAGCUAGUUCAUCGGGGAGUCGAGUGCAGUUUUUAGAAGCAGCGGAAAGAGCUCAGAAUGAAUUGGAGAGCAACUUCUCUCGAGUCAGCAGUCAAGUGCCCCUGUCCCCCCAGGGGGAUGAUGAUAGGAGUUAUCAGUAUUCUGAAGCAGAAGUGGAGAGAGGGACAUGGACGGGGAAGUUCGAUUUCCUCCUCUCCCUCCUCGGUUAUUCAGUGGGACUGGGGAAUGUCUGGAGAUUUCCAUAUCUCUGCUACAGCAACGGCGGAGGUGCCUUUCUCAUUCCUUUCAUUUGUAUGAUGUUGUUAGCUGGUCUACCACUCAUGUUCAUGGAACUCUCAUUUGGCCAGUACGCUAGUCUAGGACCUAUCGCCAUAUUUGAUAGGUUCUGUCCAUUAUUCACUGGUCUCGGAUACGGCAUGGUAAUAGUAUCCGGAACUGUUAUGUUGUAUUAUAACAUGAUCAUCGCAUGGACAAUCUUCUACAUGUUCGCAUCAUGGAACAGUCGACUUCCUUGGGAUAACUGCGCACCAGAAUGGAGCACAUCAGCCUGCUACUCCUAUAAUGACGCACAGGACUGUAUGCAGAAAAAUGGCACUUACUACAACCGCACCUGCUUUGAUGGAAAUUAUUCCAUAGCUCAUAAUCUAAGUUCACUCGUAAAAUACAUGACCAAAAAACCUCCAGCCGGUGAAUACUUUGAAAAUUACGUUCUUGGUCAGUCUUCCGGAAUUGAAGAAACUGGCGGAGUCCGAUGGACGCUUGCUGCCUGCUUAAUAUUAGCCUGGGUUAUAGUAUUUUUAUGCCUCAGUAAAGGCGUUCAGUCUUCUGGGAAGGUGGUUUACUUUACGGCGUUGUUCCCAUACGUGGUGUUGAUUAUACUGUUCUUCCGAGGAGUGACGUUGCCUGGUGCACUAGAAGGAAUAAUCUUCUACGUCACACCCAAUUGGAGUCGAUUGCUCACAGCCCAGGUAUGGGGUGACGCUGCCGUCCAGAUUUUCUUUGCUCUGAGUCCAGCUUGGGGUGGUCUCAUUACUCUUUCUUCCUAUAAUAAAUUCCACAACAACUGUUACAAGGAUUCACUUAUCGUGUCCGUGAGCAACGUCUUGACGAGUAUCUUUGCUGGCUUCGUCAUAUUCUCAGUUAUUGGAUACUUGGCUCACGAGCUCAAUGUGGAAGUUGAUCGAGUGGUUGACCAAGGUGCUGGUCUCGCAUUCAUUGUCUAUCCAGAGGUAGUUGCGAGACUACCUGUAGCUCCACUUUGGGCAUUCCUCUUUUUCUUCAUGCUUCUCACCCUGGGACUUGACAGCCAGUUUGCACUUUUGGAGACUGUUACAACAGCAAUACUUGAUCGUUUUCCUGCAUUGAGAGAGAAGAAAACAUGGGUGGUCUUUAUUUUAAGUAUCCUAGGUUAUCUAGGUGGAAUCAUAUUUACAACAAAUGCUGGUGUUUAUUGGCUCCAAUUGUUUGACAAGUAUGCGGCCAAUUUUUCAGUUCUGAUCAUAGCGAUUUGUGAAUGUCUUUUGAUAUCCUGGAAUUAUGGUGCUGAAAAGUUUCUACGAGACAUUGAGAAAAUGAUUGGAACAAGAUCUGCAGGAUGGGCUUAUUUCUGGGCUAUUAUGUGGAAAUAUCUUACUCCAGCAGUAUUAGUGUUCAUUCUGGUGUUCAACUGGAUUGAAUACACUCCGGCAAAGAGUGGAAACUAUGUAUAUCCUACUUGGGCCAAUGCUGUUGGUUGGGUGAUUGCUUUCUUUCCUGUGGUGGUUAUAGUAGCUUUGAUGUUUUACAAAAUAUGCACUACAACAAAAAGACCUUUCCGAGAAAAACUGAGACUUCUCAUGCAACCUACUGAUGAAUGGGGCCCACCACCAAAACUAGCCACAUUCAAGACAGGAGACCCCGCCGAUGACACAGGAUCGGAGUACAUUCGGAAAAAUUCGUUCGACAAUCCUUCCUUCAAUGUGACAUACACUUUCGAAACGGCCAUAUGAUAAUUAAUUUAAGUGCAAUAUAUAAGGGAACUCGGAACCAAAUAUUGCACUAUGAGCGCGGCAACUGUUUGUUCACUGGUGCAUUUUGAAGUACCAGCUCAAAGCGUGUUUCACCUUAAGGAUGGACAAAUAUAUGGCAAUUAGAGCUACGCACUUCAAGCAAAAGCGUUUCCAUCUAUGCAUAGAGAAAGCUUUGAAUGAACUUAAUUCUGCUAUAGAACAGAAAAAGUAUAAAGCUGAAAUAUUUUUAUGAAGUAUAGAGCCAGUACAAUGUUAAUCCUUGUUUUUGAUUCUGUAUAAAUGAUUGUAUAGGUAUACAUUUUUGGAGAAAAGUAAAUAGGAAAGCGUGUAAUAUAUGAGGCUUAUUUGCUAACGAGAUUAAUGAAAUGGGAACUUAGUUUACGAUUCCGGCUGUUUAUAGUUAAUGAAAUAUAGAGGCAGUUUUAGAAACAGGCAGCUGAAAUGUUUGUUGUAUUUGAAUGAAUUGUUAAUAUAGUUUCCUAGUAUAGCGGCGUCAAAAAUGAAUCAAAAAAAUAUUUUGUAAACGAUCAUUGAUGUGUGUAUCUUUAUACAUUGAAACAAAAAGAAUUGUGGAGUUGAUAUAGUCGUAUAGUUUCUUGAUGAUUUUUAAUGCAUUGUUAUAUUGUUUUCACGUAGAAAGUUUGAGGCUAAAUUCUCGUUAAAAACAGAGUUAGAAAUUGAUUUACAAAUAGUUUCCAUGUUCUAAAAUUAUUACGCAUAAUUUUAAUGAUUAAAUGUAUGAAAUUUACUAGAAUGUUGUAGGCAUAUAUUACUAUUUUAAUUUUAUAUCAUAAUUUAAAAUACCUUUAA